GUUUGCAUUCUUUUGGCCUCACUCGUCUUCCGUACCCAGCUGCUGUUUGUUGACAAGUCUCCUGUGUUUGUCUGUGACUCGUCUGUGACUCGUCUGUGAAUCGCUCAGCGGCACAAUGACACAAACCCGCUCCAUCGAACCUCGGCCUCUUCGCACAGCUUCACAGAAACAGCGGCUCGGGAUGAAGGUCGAUUCCUAACGAGGGACCCAGAAGCGGCUGUUAGCCCGUGCAGCCCCGGAGCUAGUUAGCUAACAGGCUACGUUAGCCGAUGGUAAACAAUGGAGGGGAUCCUGCACAAAUGGACGAACUACAUGACGGGCUGGCAGCCCCGCUGGUUCGUCCUGGAGAACGGAGUCAUCUCCUACUACGACAGCGAGGACGACGUUGGUAAAGGAAGCAAAGGAUCCAUCAAGAUGUCCAUGUGUGAGAUUAAAGUUCAUUCAACAGACUCCACACGUCUGGAGUUGAUCAUCCCCGGCGAGCAGCAUUUCUACGUCAGAGCGGUGAAUGCUGCAGAGAGACAAAGAUGGCUGGUGGCGUUGGGUUCGUCUAAAGCUGGAACACUGGACACUCACAAACACAGAGGUCCCGACUGUCUGAAGACGAAGAUGUCUGAACUUCGUCUGUACUGCGACCUGCUCGUCCAGCAAGUCCAGACCAUCCAAUCACAGCACAGCACUGACACAGAGCCAACAGACACUUCUGAGGCGUCUCUCCUCAGUGCGACCUGUGCUACGUUCAUCAGGACCUUGGAGGAGUGUAUGACUCUGGCCAACCAGAGUUUGAUGCCUGACCUCCGACCUCCUGAAAAGAUGAAGAGGUCGGUCAGUCACCCUGGAACUUACAGCUUCGACAGGUCAGGUGUGCUGAAGGAGUACGUGAGUGGAGGUCAAAGGUCAACGCAGCGCAGGAACCGGACGUGCUCCGACAGCUCUGUUUACGAUACUGAGCGUUUUCUGUCGAGUCCUAACGGCGACCCGUCCUCCAUUCCCGAGGAGAGAGGAGGCAGCACGAGCCCGAAGAACACAGCCACCGACACAGACACUGACUUGUCCAUCUGAAAACCUGACGUCCACCAGAACCCGCUGAGCUCUGGACUCUGACCAGUUUAACGUCAGUCACGGCGGAGAUAGUGACAGCAUCUCCAUCGAAGUGAGGAUGAACUGGCCUCGAAGGAAAGUUCUUCUUUUGUCACACGUGCACUUUGGAAUCAUGGGUCACUUUUCCCUCAAGCCUUGAAAUUAAACUGAACACACUGGAGAGACUUACAGACGAAUCAACACGUCGCCACAUUCACAGUUCAUAACGACUGUGAAGCUGGAAUCCUGGAAAAAAAAAACUAUGUGAAUCAACAAGUGAAAGAAAAGUGCAGUUAUAUUAUCUGCGGUUAAGCCCAGCAACCAAAUGAUGACUCCCUGGAAGAGUAUAAAUACACGAAUAACUGUGACAUCCUGUUUUCUGGACAGUUUAGAAGCCAGAGUCGGAUGUUUCACAGUUUUUAAAUUGACCCAAGAAUGUACAGAUAGUUUUUAAAUCAGCAACCGUGUCACAGAAGCAUCUUCUUCUACAGUAUUUUCUGCUUUUUCCACAUAUUCCACAAAAACUCCGUCCCCCUUCCUGACAGCUUUGAGGUGGUGAGGUCUGGUGCAACAGAGCGAAGAGAUGAACCAGACAGAUGCACUGAGUCUCUACAGGAUCCUGGAGCAGCUUGGAGACACAGAGCCGAGGAGUUCAGGUCUUCAGAUGCCAACGUUUGCUUAAAUGCAAAGAUCGAUAAACUUUGUUCUAUUCUCCAGAAGACGACCUUCUCCGAGGUUUAGCUGCAAGAACAGAGGUUUGCUCUUCUUCUGGCGUGAGGAGGAAGACCGGACUUUGCUUCAAUCUGCAGCGCCGCUUCCUUUGAGGAGUUUGCACCUUCUCCUGGUUUUUGUUUCUGCUGGGUUGUGUUUUUCUUCCCCCGCGCUGUCAUUGUGAAUGUGUUGCAAGUUACUGCCUUUUCACGUGUGUAUUUCCUCAGUGAUUAUUUAGCCUUGUAGAGAUGAUUCCACCCAAACAUGACCCUGAAGAGAGAGAGAAGUACGGUGGCCCUGGAAGCUCAACUCACUGCAUAUUAAGCAAACGCAUACAAAUAAAACAGAAAAAAUAUUUACUGUAAAAUGACCUUUAUGACUUCAGUUUAUUUCUGAAGCACGUUUCUGUAUCUGGUGGUUUUGUGGGAACUUGUCGCCUUUUUUGUUUUUGUUUGCUCAUUUCUCAAGUGUGCUGAGCUCUCGGGGUCAUUUUGACAAAGUGCUUAACGUAAGUGGAUGAUUGAGUGAAAAGGGAUUCUCAGAUUUCAGAUGAGGCCGUUUGCAGAUUUGUUAUCUUCGUGUGUCGCUUUCUGCCGGGAGCUUUACUUUCCUCUGCCAAAACAAACAACCGUGGAAAGUAUUUCUACAACUGUGACGCUGGAGGAAUCAGUGUCCACAGCUGAAGAGUUGAAGAAACUAUUAUAGGUCAAUCACAUUAUUUACUAAAGCCUUCUAGAUCAAAACAUUAAUGAGAAAAGCUUUGGUGUUGAAAGGCUGUGAAGUAAAUGAAAAUAAUUCCUGAGAGACUUCUCCAAUGGAUUUUUUUGAUCAUAUAUGAUCUGGAAAAAUUCUGCAAAAUCCAGUUAUGAACUUUGUAAAUACAGAUUUGAUGAAUUAUUGUAAUAACACUUUUAUAAUAUAAAUUCUUUACAUUUUCAAGUCCCGAAAAAAUGAUGAGUCCUCUCCAGAUUUGUCUUAGAACUGAUGGAUUUGAAUUUGGAAUGUGGGAGAAAUAUUGUCCAUAUAUUUUAUUUUAACACAAUAUUUAUAACUUUGACUUUUUUUCCAGAGCUGUAUAAUUAUAACCUUUCCAGGAGAGAAGUGGUUGAACAAUUUAAAGAUUCAACAGAACGAGCAGAGGACUUUUUCCACAACCUGGACACUUUUAAAAGUUGUUUAUAUUAGAACUCAUUUCUUCUAAGCGGUGAAAGACGGACAAACAAAGUUGUGUGAAUCUCUGUCCCGAUGAAUCUCCUCCAAAAGUCUUGUGACAUGUUUCACUGUUCAAACACUCGCGAAUGUCGUCAUCUGAACGCAAAGCAAACAGGCGUAAAAGGAACCAAUCAAACACAGAAUCAUUAUGUGGUUACUGCUCAGCUGAACGUUUGAAGGAUCCUGUUUCUGUGUCUCCAGCUCCUUCACCUAUAAAUCCUUACAUGUCAUGUUCUCACGGGACAGUUAACUCCUCCUCGUCUGGGCCAAAACUCAUAUGACGCUUUGUGUAUUUUAUUUACCCUUAAAGACAAAGGUUUGACCACAGCUGUCGUAUCUGAAACCCACGUGAGAAUCAGCAGUUGGUUUCACUUCUGGUGCCAAACACUGAGAAUAAUAAGUUGAAUACAUCAUCGAUAACCUCACAGUAACUUUCCCUCCAUUUACAGUGUGUAGAUGUUGUUUUGCACUUUAAAGUUGAACUCUUUUUUUUUUUUUUAUUUGAAUAUUUUGUCUCUGAAGUUGAUGAAGGUUUUUAAACAAUCCAGAUGUUGAUGUUUUCCCUGAAGUGAUGCGUUUGGAUUUGCUGCAGCCUUAUAUUUUAUUCUCUCGUAUAACUUUAACCAAAACGCGUGUUUCCAGUAUUUGCUGUGAACAUAUUCAAACUGUGGAUCCUGUAUUUUUCUUGACUUAUUCUAAAAGAAAUACUGUGAAGACGUGUUUUUCCAGACGCUUCAGCCCGAAGCUGCUGCCGGUUCACUGAAGCGUCAGGUGGGUUUUAUAGUUAAAUGCUCCGACAGGAGAUUUUAAAACUGAAUAUCACAAAUUGAUUUUUUAGAGAAACGGAUGAAAACACAACCAAGAGUUUGAAGUAAAAAUCUGUUUCUAAAUAUUUGUCCGAACUUUUGAAGAAAAUUGUACAAAUGCUUUUGUUUGUGAUUGUGGUUCUUCAUGUGCCUCUUUAUGAUUUUGACUUGACAGCAGCUUAACUAUUUAUCUCUGACAAAAUCUUGUCUUUAAAUGAGUGAUUUAGUUUUUUAAAAAUCAAUUUGUUUUCUUGGCAAGAGAAGAGUGAAGCGACUCUUCUUUAUCCAGCAUAUAAUCCAUAAUCUGUCCGGGUUUUAUCAGAGUCUAACACAUGUUUUAAUUAGUGUUAACUUUUCUUGUCUUUAUGUUGAACUCAGCUGCUGGUUUUUCACUUCAUAUUAAACAUGAAGAUAUUUCGCGUGUUGUCAAACUUCUUUCUCCAAAUGUCCAAUGAAUCUUAUCUUUGUCCGGAAGUUCUUAUUGAUCCACAGCCUGUUUAAACUCUGUUGAACCAGCAGAGAUUUUCAUGCCUUAAGUGUCUCUGCACAAAGUGACGUGUGUUUCUUCCUCUGAAUAAAAUCAUGUUUUAAAGUUGA
Messenger RNA from Hippoglossus stenolepis (Pacific halibut), 4406 nucleotides. RefSeq names its product pleckstrin homology domain containing, family A (phosphoinositide binding specific) member 3 (gene plekha3). Gene Ontology annotation, cellular component: recycling endosome; trans-Golgi network; early endosome. The record is from RefSeq and is a predicted model, not a curated record. Gene Ontology annotation, biological process: receptor recycling; retrograde transport, endosome to Golgi; endosome organization. The transcript has 8 exons. NCBI's taxonomy places the organism in Eukaryota, Metazoa, Chordata, Actinopteri, Pleuronectiformes, Pleuronectidae. Bases 280 to 1062 code for a protein of 260 amino acids.